This is a messenger RNA of Polistes dominula (European paper wasp), 818 nucleotides long. RefSeq names its product U11/U12 small nuclear ribonucleoprotein 25 kDa protein. The record is from RefSeq and is a predicted model, not a curated record. Gene Ontology annotation, biological process: mRNA splicing, via spliceosome. Lineage: Eukaryota; Metazoa; Arthropoda; Insecta; Hymenoptera; Vespidae. Gene Ontology annotation, cellular component: U12-type spliceosomal complex.
UACUACUUUGUUUCAAAUACUACAGAUGGCGUCAUACAAUUUUAUUACUUACCGACUGUUUAUUAGUUCUGUUUUAUCGAUCAGUUGAUUUUCACGAUAGGGUGCGUCAUAGUAGUUGUUGUUUGUUUAUAUACAUUAUUGAAAAAACAAAAGCACACAAAUUGUAUUAAAUAAAAUAUGGAUGCGAUUGAAAUCAAAGAACAAGAUAGUUCUUGCAAUGUUGACAAAGUGGACAGUAAAAUGGAUGCAAAACAAGACAAAAUAAUGUCUAAUGAGAAUACCAAGUCAGAUAGAAAUCAUCAGGAAUUAGUUAAGUUGACCAAAGAAGCUCUUGAUAAAUUAAUUGACAGCGAUCCUUUUCUAUCUGGAUUACCAUUAAAUGUCACUGUAGAAGAAAUAAAAGCUCAGAUUGCUGUGGCACAGGGUCAAGCGAUAAUGUUAUUUUUAAUUCGUAAACAUCUUCCAAAACUUUCUAUUGUGGUACCUACGCAUACAACUACAGUGCUUGAUUUGAAAAAAGCCAUCAAGAGGCAUACUAAUUUAUAUUUCAAAAGAGAGAAUAUUAAGAAGAAGAUCAGUUGGAAACACGUUUGGAAAAAAUAUAAUUUAUGUUUCGAGAAUAUACAUCUCACCAAUGACAAUAAAAAUUUAAAAGCUUAUGGCAUCAGCAACAAAGCUGAAUUAUAUUACAUUAAGAAGUACAUAAGAAGAAAAUAAAUUAAGUAAUGUUACAUAAACGCAUAAUUGGGAGCUACUUUUGUAUAUAUAUAUUUACACAUGUUUACAUUCAAUUAUUAAAUCGUUAUCAUUUCAUUCAA